AUUCACUUUUCUUUUUCUUUCUUAACCAUGACUGGCAUUUCAAUCCAAACUCAAAAGCCUCAUCAUUUUAUCACUACUGCUGACUAUACUUCUGAACAAUUACUUGAUUUAGUCCAUCGUGCUAUUCAAUUCAAGGUUGAGUCCAAGUAUAGUUAUCCCCAAGUCAGAACUGAAUUCCCUUUGACUGGCAAGACAGUGGCUCUUAUGUUUUCUAAGCGUUCUACUCGUACCCGUGUGGCUACUGAAACAGCGGUUUCAUAUUUAGGUGGUAAUGCCAUGUUCUUGGGUUCUCAAGAUAUUCAACUUGGUGUGAAUGAAUCCUUACUUGAUACUUCUCGUGUAGUCAGUUCUAUGGUCAAUGGUAUUAUGGCCCGUGUGGGUGGUCAUCAUGAAAUUGAGACACUUGCCAAAGAAUCCAAAGUGCCUGUGAUUAAUGCCUUGUCUGAUAAAUACCAUCCUACUCAAAUCUUGGCUGAUUUAAUGACCAUUCACGAAUACUAUCACCACAAGAACAACAAUGUCAGUGAGGGCGUCUAUUCUGCACACACACAACAUCCUCGCGAAACCCUUAAGGGACUCAAGGUAGCAUGGGUAGGUGAUGCCAAUAACAUCCUUCAAGAAAUCCUUGUUGCUUUUCCCAAGUGCGGUAUCAGUGUAGCUGCUGCUUGUCCCUCUGGCUAUACAUGUGACCAAGAUGUGAUUGAUAUCGCUCAAGCUGAUGCCCAAAAGACCGGUGCCACUAUCACUUUCACAACACAACCUGAAGAAGCCAUUAAAGACUGCAAUAUUAUUGUGACUGAUACCUGGGUUUCUAUGGGACAAGAAGAAGAAAAGAAGAAGCGUCUUCAAGACUUUAAAGGCUAUCAAGUCACUCAUGAUUUAGUAGCCCGUGGUGGUGCUAAACCUGAUUGGGUAUUUAUGCACUGUCUUCCUCGUAAGCCUGAAGAAGUUGAUGAUGAAGUGUUUUAUUCAGAACGUUCUUUGGUCUUCCCUGAAGCUGAAAAUAGAAAAUGGACCAUUCUUGCUGUUGUGGAUGCCUUAUUAGUUAGAGGUGGCAUUUAAACUCAAUCUACAUUUGUACAAAUUCUUCAUGUCUUGUUUAUAAUCCAUUUUACAUAUUAAAAAAUGCUCUCUUUCUGUAUUAUUCCGGCAUAUCGAUCCGGUGCGUAUGCAUAAUUGACCGGAUCCUUAGUAAAAGAACGUGAUUGGGU
Messenger RNA from Gilbertella persicaria, 1211 nucleotides. Its product is annotated as ornithine carbamoyltransferase. Gene Ontology annotation, molecular function: ornithine carbamoyltransferase activity; amino acid binding. The record is from RefSeq and is a predicted model, not a curated record. The transcript is spliced from 3 exons. Lineage: Eukaryota; Fungi; Mucoromycota; Mucoromycetes; Mucorales; Choanephoraceae. The coding region runs from base 28 to 1062 and encodes 344 amino acids. Gene Ontology annotation, biological process: L-citrulline biosynthetic process. Gene Ontology annotation, cellular component: mitochondrion.